Molecule: messenger RNA, 2877 nt
Organism: Phytophthora sojae
Lineage: Eukaryota; Oomycota; Peronosporomycetes; Peronosporales; Peronosporaceae
Exons: 9
Coding region: 1-2877 (958 amino acids)
Molecular function (GO): protein binding
Source: RefSeq, a predicted model, not a curated record
AUGAUCCCGCGCGAGUUCUUCGUUGUGGAGACCAACUCGGUCUUGUUACCGCAUAACUACCCUCCGAACCAGUACAAGUCGACGCUCAACGCCCAAGGACAAUGGGAGACCGUCGUGUUCCCCGCGUUGACCCCAAACAAUCGCCAGCAAGUGCUGUACCUCCGCCAAACUCUCGACAAGAUGCGCGCUACCAUGCCCCAGUUUGAAGAUAACAGUGAACCUGGAGGCCCUGAGACGGAGACCGACAUCGCUGUGCUGGCAGAGCGGAGACGGCUGAUGGUGGAGUACACUAGCCAGGAGACUCAGAUCUACUCGUACUGCUUCCACGAGCUGGCACGACAGAUCAAAUGCAUCUGCAAAGAGCAGAGCGAGCUGCUCCAUGAGAUCCGUGAACGAUACGACGCCGCAGUCGCUCGGCUGAUCAAACAAAACAAACUGCUGGAACAAAAGGUGGAGGAGCUUGAACAACAGAUGAAAGCUGGUCCGCCCGUGGCUGCAGCGCACGAGGCCGAAGACGAGAUCGAUGAUGAAGAAGCGGAAUGGAGGCGACAGCGAGACGCAUCGUCAGUCAGCAGACCUUCGCUGAACUCCAAGCGCGACUCGACCAAGGAGCUCCAUCUCGCAGCCACGCGACUGCAGGUCGCGUUCCAGAAGUACCAGGCGCGGAAGGAGCAGACUCGUAUCACUCUCCGCGUGGAGAAGCAGGCAGCAGCGAUGGACAUCCAGCGAUCGUAUCGAGGCUUCCGCGAUCGCCAGCUAGCGCUGCACCGUCGCGCCGUCAUGCGGACAAUUCUUCGACGACGUGAAGAAAACGCUGCGGUCGAGUUGAUGCAAGCCAACGUCCGUGCGUACUUGCUUAACCGACGACGCAAGCCCACCGAACAGAGCAAGCCCAACCCCAGACAAGCGCUCAUUAGACUGCUGACGACGUUCCGGGAGCUGGCGACUGACCAAGCAUUGCCUCCUCGCCCGCCCAGUGUCGCGCCUUCGGAAAUAUUCGACGAUGAAGACGUUGAGCUAUUCCAGCAAACGAUGCAAGAAGCGCAAGCCUUGGUAGGCUCACUGCACGUUGUGCUAGGCACCGACGGCACGGACGUGAGCCAGCAGACCGACAUCGACGCCCGCUCCGAUGGAGACACACUCGCCGACUACGAUGACAACUCGAUCAACAUUCCAUUUGGAGAGCGAGACGCGAUGCGACUGCAGAACUACGCGGAGCUGCAUCUCGACGACAGCUUGUGGAGCUCUGCGACGUAUUACCCUGCCUCGAGAGAAGCGAUGGCCGAGACGGAGUCUCUACUAGCCCUAGCACUCUCGUCACGAGAGCAGAGGAAGCGACUGGUCUCACUGAAGCAAUUCAUCUCCGACAUUUACGAUACGAUCGUCGGGAAGCUGAAGGAGCUGCCUCCACGCCGUCUCACAGACAUCAUCGCUUCACGCUGCCACCUCACAUUGUCAUUCGUCGAGUGGAGACAGCAACGGUCCCAGCUCUUCUCCAGAGCUGUCGCUGCAGACCAACCGGGCGAACAGGCGAUGCCAGUCAAGUUCAGUAUCGAGGAGGUGACUCGAGAGCAUUUUCGGUGCAGACUGGGACUGCCGCAGUUGAUUGACGCUGCAGUGGCCAGUCUGCAUGAGAGCAUCAACGACUUCGCGGACAUCGACGCGGAUGUCAAGCGCUUCCAUGAGUUCAUGGCCAGUGAACGCUCAGAGGAAGAGCUCGUCUUCUGCUGCGUGUGUCGCUAUCUGUGUGCGAACCGCCUGUCGAGAGACGACAGCCCCGCAGGCACAGCGUCUUCGUCGUAUCACCGCCAGCCGAUGUUCCACCCCGUGACCAUGCGCGAGGUGAUCGAUGUCCCUCACGCUCUUGAGCUGGCUAAGCUGCUGUUCCGAGUUGAGGACGAGAACUCUAUUAUCGAGAGCGACACGCACUUCACUGAGGUGGAAAACGUCGUGUAUCGACAGUAUCUGCCGACGAACGGCUAUCACCAGUUCGAGGCUAUCUUGUCGACCUACUUCGUGGACCCAGACACUCAAGCAGCGACCGUGUCGUCGAUCAACGAGGCCGAGACUGAAGAGAAUAAUCCCCACUCCUCUGGUAAUUGUCGACGUCCGGCUGGAUCUCCCCGUCGUACCAGUGCAAUGGUGCGUCCGACGAACUUCAACCAGUUCCACUCCAAGCAGUACAACGCGCAAGCUCCGAGGAGUCCGAUCCCGAAAUGGGUCUACUUCGAGGAGGUGUUGGCGCUGCUGAUCAAAUACCGAGGCGAGAUGAACCACUUCCACCUCUUCUCCUACUGGCUGCUGGACGACGGCGCGUUCGUCGCGACCCUCACGCCGCUCUCCCUCGGCCCAACUGAACGGGAGCUCCGGAACAUCUUCCACAACUCGCUGCGUCAACGCAAACUCAACGCGUUCAUGCCUCUGCGCGUGUUCACGUCCGUCGCCUUGCUGCUCUUACGCAAUGGUCUAUUGAGUGUCUCGACCUACGCCCCUAUGCAGAAGCCAGCAACAGCAACACGAGACGGAGGAACUCGACAGCGAUCGCUGUCUAUCCGAGAGGAGAACGAGGACAAGGAGUGGCGCUCACUGGCGCUCAAGUGGCGCACGCAAGAGGCGGCGUUCGAGGCUGCCAUCGAGGCCAUCUACCACGACUCAUCGCCCGCGACUCGAGCUGCUCAUGCAUUGCAGCUUUUGCAGCUCCGACAGGAACUCUACGACCUGUUCGCCAGUCGAUCGGGCAGAGGUCGCGACCUCAAGCGGGCCCACGAAAUCUACGACAUUCUAGUGAACGAGCGUCUCGCCCGCGUAGGUGGCGACACGAGGAUGCUGGACGCUUCGCUCGGUUCAUGGUCCACCAACUCCUUCUCCUACUUCUAA